AUGGAUGGUCCUACCAAGUUAAGUGUAUAUCCUAAGAUCAAGAAAGAAUCAUCUUCCUGUGCUGUGAAAGUUGUGCAGCCUACAUUGAAGAUGUUGAAUGAUGAGAACUCAGAGGCAAUAUGGGAUGCCGCAGUUCAUUUGUUAUGCACCAUAACAACUUCAUUCCCAUUUUCUAUUCGUAAUCAUUACGAUAGUAUUGAUGUUGACUGUGUUGAAUCUGCUAUUGCCUUAAAACUUUUGAAUGGAGGAUGCAGUCUUGAUCUGUCAAAGAAACUCGCCCAUUGCCUUGCACUGCUUCCAAAAUCAAAAGGAGACAAUGAAAGCUGGUCUGUGAUGAUGCAGAAAAUUUUGGUGUUAAUAAAUGAUCAAUUAAAUUUAGCUUUUCAUGGUCUAGAAGAAGAAACCAUGCGUGACGGGGUUUCUAGGUUGUUGGUUUUACCAGGGAAACAUCCUCCACCACCGUUAGGAGGCUACAUAUUAGCAGAAGAAGUUAGUAACAAGGCAUCAAGAAUGUCUGAGCAAUCACUGAUGUCUAAUGUCUCUACCCUUAUGUUUGGCUGUUGUCUAAUGCUUACAAACUCAUAUCCUGUUAAGGUAAAUGUGCCUGUUCGCCUGUUGUUGGCCCUGGUUGAGAGAGUUCUGAUGGUAAAUGGUUCUUUGCCACAAAUGUCAUUGCCAUUCGUGACUGGCAAGCAGCAAGAGAACAUUUGUUCAGAACUUCCAGUUUUACAUUUGAGUAGCCUGGAAUUGCUUACGGCCAUCAUAAAGUCUCUGGGCAGUCAACUAUUACCGCAUGCUGCCUAUAUUGUGCGGAUCAUUACAAAGUACUUCAAGACAUGUGAAUUGCCAGAGUUAAGGAUUAAGGUCUAUUCAGUCACAAGGAAUUUGCUCAUAACCAUGGGUGUCGGAAUGGCUUUAUACCUUGCACAGGAAGUUUUCAACAAUGCUUUUACCGAUUUAAGUAGUAUCGAGCAGAGGAAUGGUGGCAUAUUAAAUGGUUCAAAUUCAAAUCCCUCUGUUGGAGCAGUGCUACCGUCCAGUCAUAGAAAAAGGAAGCACAGCAGUGCCAUGGGGUCCCUUAAGGAGCAUGAUGAAGGUGGUGGUUUGGGUUUGGAAGUUCCCAAGAAACGUCCUUGGACUCCUAUUUCUCUGAGAAUAGCUGCACUGGAGACAUUAGAGGCUCUUAUUACUGUGGCUGGUGCUUUAAAAUCUGAACCAUGGAGAUCAAAAGUUGAUAGCCUUUUGAUCGUCAUAGCCAUGGAUUCUUUUAAGGAAGGAACAGUUGGUGAAGAACUAAGUGUGGUUCAACUAAAGGAACCUGCUGCCAAUGUCUCAGAUUUGCAGCUUGCUGCAUUGCGGGCUUUAUUGGUGUCUUUCCUUUCAUUUGCUCGAGUACGGCCUCCACAUUUAUCCCAGGGUCUUGAACUUUUCUGCAGAGGGAAGCAACAAACUGGAACAAAGCUAGCUGAGUUCUGUGCUCAUGCUCUGUUAACCUUGGAAGUGCUUAUACAUCCUAGGGCACUUCCAUUGGUAGAUUACACCUAUGCAGAUAAUAAUUCUUUUGAUGAAGCUCAUAGUAAUCUCCAACAUGAAUACUUUGGCCAGAGCAAUAAUGCCUCAUAUGGUUUACCACAAGUUCCUCCUGACUACGAUGAUGAUCUUUGCGCUAGAUGGCUUGAAAAUGGCAAUGAAGCUGAUGUGUCGAUGGGUAAAGAUACAAAAAACAACCAAGAGCCUUCUGAAGCUUGCAGAGCAAGCGACCCUGAUGCACUUCCCGAGCAUGUAUCUUCUGACACCAAUAUACAGGAGAUGACCAAGAUGGGUUCUGAGACUGCCACUUGUGCAGAUGUUGAAAUGAAAACUGUUGGGGAUGAAACGGAUUUCAAAUCAGAUCAACCUGGAGAAUCUGUGGUGCAUUUUCAGGAACCUGGACCCUGCACCACAAACAUCCCCAUGGCUGAAGCUCACAAUGAUGUAGUUGAUGAUAUAGUGUCUGAGAAGAUUGUUGCAGACAGUACUGUUCCUCAUAAUGAAGCCAGUCAUAUGGAAUCAGACCAAGGAAGUUUUGUUAAUAAAGACUAUGAAAUUGCUUCUCAGAGUAAUAGUUUAUGGCAAACAACCUCAGGCUCUAAUAUUUUUCAGGAAUUUGCUUUUAAAUUGGAUCAUGACAACAAUUCACUAGCCAACGAAGAUGAUUUUCCUGAUAUUGUGGAUGGAGAUCCAGAUUCUGAUUCUGAAUAA
Molecule: messenger RNA, 2241 nt
Organism: Sphenostylis stenocarpa
Lineage: Eukaryota; Viridiplantae; Streptophyta; Magnoliopsida; Fabales; Fabaceae
Source: the annotation of a GenBank genome assembly